AUGUCUGCCCCUCCUGUUUACACGAACGAUGCCCCCCCCUCCUAUGAGGAGGUUGUGGGGAAAUUAAACACUUUAAUCGGGAAUAACCGAACUGCUACUGGCGUGCUCGAAGCUGGCAGCGGCCUGACAGACGAGGAACUGGGUGUACUGAUUGAGAACCAUUACGAUCAUCUACCUCUCGAGAGUGAUGCCCAAAAACUCUCAUUUGCUAUAGGCACUGCUGAAACUUCAUCAUCUCCAGAGUUGGCAACUUUUCUGACUACCUCUGCCUCGGCAGCGGCAGCAACAGUUAUUGGAGUGAAGAAUCGCUUUGAUGGACUGCAGUAUAAGUUGGCACAGGUAGAUCGUGCGUUCGGUACAUCUUUCCAGGGUCGCUUCAAUACUAUUCACAGCUCCUUUCAGGGUGUGAUUGACGACAGCCAGCGUUUAUCGACUACCAUGUACACUAAUUCCAGAAAAUUUGACAAUCAAGAUAUCCUGUAUUGUGACGAUUCCACCAAAAGUGUCUCCGACCGAAUCACCCGAAUUAAUGCGACCAUCACCAAGACCGAAGAACUCAACCAAGAUAGCAUUUCCAUCGACUCUCGCUUGGGCGGCGUUCUUUCUUCCCUCAAUGAGAUAACCGAUGAUUUCGUCGAAUGGGCUAGGAAUAGGGAAGGAGAGCUAACUGAGGAAAUCCGGAAUAUCAAAGCUGAACUCAUCAGUCUUGAGAGAGAACUAGCCAAUGCUAAAGUCGCUGCUGAGGCUGUUACAAGUGUUGGUGAGGGUUUGGUUCCUAUUGUCGGAGCUCUGGCUGCUGCGUUUCCCCCUUACGGAACGGCCAUUGCUAUCGGUGGACUGAUCAUUGCCGGCGCUCAACUGGCUACUACUACCGCCCUCAUGGUUAAGAUUGGCAAGCUCGAGAAUCAGAUCACUGAGAAAACCAACAGAAAAGAAGAAUUAGAGGCUGAGCUGGAACAGGUACGCGAGGCUAGAGAACGGCUCGAGGAUGGCGAGACAGACUCGAUCAAUAUGUUGGGCUCGUCGAUCAAUUUGAUGUCUCGUCUGUCGUCGCCUACACUGGAUGAUGCCAAUGCUAUCUUGAAAUGGCUCCAGGACGGAGCAAAGGCAGACGAUAAACCGAGAUAUAUGGGUUUGAACCGUACUAACAGUGUUAAAAGCUAUGCUGCGGCAGGCGAUUAUCUCCGUCAGUUUGGCCGGGGGGUGGCUUCUAUUUGCACAAACCCCAUUGAAGCCGAGGAUGUAGAGUGA
Molecule: messenger RNA, 1251 nt
Organism: Penicilliopsis zonata CBS 506.65
Lineage: Eukaryota; Fungi; Ascomycota; Eurotiomycetes; Eurotiales; Aspergillaceae
Exons: 6
Coding region: 1-1251 (416 amino acids)
Source: RefSeq, a predicted model, not a curated record